UGUGACGUCACUGAGCAGCUGACGAAGGAAAACAGAUCGUAUGGAGACUCGCAGCUCGACCUGCUUAGUCGCAAUAGAGGAUUUCUGAGGUUUUGACCGCUUUAUCACCAUGGAUGUGCACUGAUAUAGAAAAGUUGUAAGGAUUUCAGUGGAACAAUUUGCAGAUUAUAAGUCCAAGAUUUAUAUUGAUUCUGCAUUUUUGCAGUAAAAUUCUUACAAGCUGCAAGUGUAAACUUUGAACAGAGAAUGUUAUAGCAUUAUUGUGGAAAGAAACAUCAGAAUUGGCAAGGCUGCACGCAAAGUUUCCUUGCUGUGAUAAAUCAAGAUGGGGGGAGCAGUGAGUGCUGGUGUUGAUAAUGACGAUCUUGUCGACAACCUUAAAGCUGCCAGCUACAUCACUACACCACUGCUUGAACGUGUGUUUAGAGCUGUGGAUCGUGGAAAUUAUUUCACAUCAGAGAAUCGCGAACAAGCUUAUAGAGACAAUGCAUGGAAAAAAGGAAAUUUACAUUUGUCUGCACCCUGCAUAUAUGCGAAGGUGAUGGAAGGCCUUCAGUUAGCACCUGGACACUCAUUUCUCAAUCUGGGCUCUGGCACAGGGUACCUCUCCACUAUGGCAGGCCUCAUUAUAGGUCCAUAUGGUAUUAAUCACGGGGUGGAGCUUCAUGCAGAUGUUGUCAAAUAUGGACACGAGAGAUUAGAAGAAUUUAAGAGGGUUUCACCAGCCAUUGAUGCUUUCACUUUUUGUGAUCCACAAUUUGUGCAAGGAAACUGUUUGUGUUUGCCCCCGGAUAUGCGUCUAUAUGAUCGUGUAUACUGUGGAGCCUCAUGUCCUGAAACUCAUGAACAAUAUAUGAAGGCCCUCAUUAAGCCAGGUGGUGUAUUGGUGAUGCCAAUCAAUGAUCAACUCGUGAAGAUGACUCGUAAUGGACCACACACAUGGGAAACUGUGUCCUUACUACCUGUCUCCUUCUCUUCUCUUGUUAUGCCGGAUUCUAACCACCCUCCGGCUACAGUCACCCUCCCUUGUGUGGAGCUUCCAGAUCUUCAAGACAUGUGUCGUCAGGAGCUUCGCUCACUCCUUCGUGCAAACAUUGAAUAUGAGCAUCCUGAUCUAGUGACAGCUGCAAAUAGACCAGUUCACAAACACUCAAGGCCACGUGAUCGUCGACAGAUUCGGCGAAUAGUUGUUCCUUAUGUUCCUGUUCCUUUCUAUGAGUCUGAUGAUGACCCACAGAUGAUUUCAGAUGAUGAUGAAGAUGGGGAUGAUAAUGAAGCUGAGCGGCGCACAGCUAAUCAAUUAUCUGCCUUCAUUGAAAUGGCUAGAAAUCUUGCUGGUCAGCGAAGGCGGGAGAGAGAGAGGGAGGAUAAUGAGGCAAGACAAAAUCUGCGUGAAGAAAGGGGCGCAGAUACUGAUGCACUGGAAACUGGAGAGGAACAGAAAAAUCAUGUUACACACAACAGCAGCAAUGAUUCCGAAAUGGAUGAAAAUCAUGAUACUGCAAAAGAACUAGGGAAAUCUGCAAAGCAAGUAGUACCAGUUAAAGAAAAUGAAGUGGACAAAGAUGGUGAGGAAAUGGUUGCAGAAAGACCUCAGAAUGGGGAUGAACCACUGCCAUCAGUUUCUUCUUUGCCACAUUCUGAUCCAAUCCCAAUGACUUCUACACCUGUUAUGCCAGUAAAGUCAAAUAAGAAAAGAGAAAAGUUUGAUAGCGGAGUAGGGGAUGAAAUUGAAAAUGGAAAAGGACCAAGUUCAGAAUCGGAUCAGGGAGAUGGUGACAUUGACAUGGAUAUUGAUUCUACAGAUUCUGAUUACUCUGAUAAUUCAGCUCCAAGAACCAAAGUGAAUAGACUUUUAGAUCCGGAUGAUCCUAUUUGCGCAUGUGGAGGAAACUGCAGCGAGACUUUUAAGACAAAAAAUGAUGAUGAUCCUGAAGAUAAUGAAGUUGAAGGUGAAAGGUCUAAGAGUGCAUCUGCGGCAGAAACUUAUUCUACACACAUGCGGGAAAAAAUUGGUUUUCUUCCUCUGCCCCAUGCUCUGAAACUGUACCUGAACUAUAAUAGGGAAUUGUAAGUCUGGCUUUAUAAGCAGUUCCUUUAUGAAUUGUGAAAAAUCUAAUCAUUUAUUUUGUGUAAGAAUUUAAUUUUAAAUUUGUAUUACUGUACACAAUACAACUCAUUCUUGUUUGCAUAUGUGAUAAGAUUUAUAGGAAACUUGGUGAUAUGACUAGUAUGUUUAAUCCAUUUUAAUAGCAGUUUGGUAAUGUUGAACUUGGCAUAAUGCAGUGGCACAUUAUACAGUAUAUUAGUUCAUCACAGAUCUGGACAAAUAGCAUGUCUUAAGUAUGAUCAAAGCAUUAUCCCAGAUCAAGAAAUGGAGUAGUUAAAUCCUUCAAAUUUGGGUGGUUAUACCAGUGAAGGAAUGGCUUAGUUAUAUUAUUUGAUGUUUUAACUUGGCUGGCUCAACAGUAACCGUAGCUCACCGUCCAUCACCAUUCUACUCUUCCCCAAAAGCUAUUCAUAUAUCUACUUGAAUUGUGGCGAGGAUGUACUAUGGGAUGGUGAUAAUGCUCAUAUAGUGGUACAGUAUAUAUGCAGUACAGUUUACAGUAUAUACAGUACAUUUGUGUAAUUUUUACAGAUGAAGGCAUGUUUUAUCUAUAAAAGUUACCUUAAACUAAGCACAUAGGACAUGAUUCGUCUUACAUUAUGAAACUCCUAAAAGCCAGUUAAAGUUGUGGCCACUUAGAUUAUUCUUUACUAGAAUCAUAUUAGCUCCUUAUAGGAAUAUGAGAGAUGUACGUUGUCUUAUUUAUUGUUUGUAUGACAACAUGCAACUGCCACUAUAUUGGCAUCUUAAAGACAAGUGGGAUAAUAGAACAGUAAUUUGGGGGAAUGUCUUGGCAUCGUUUGUUGGUAAAAAAUUAAUAACGUGAUAGUUUACUUAUAUUCAUCAUUAAUACAAUAGCAUUAAGUUCAUUGUUAAGUAAAUUUGUACUUGAUACAUCUGUACUGAAUGAAAGAGGAAACACUUUAGUUGAGCCAAUCAAGGACCAAAGUUAUAAUACAAAAUUAAAAAAUAAAUAUGAGAGUCUGACAUA
Messenger RNA from Procambarus clarkii (red swamp crayfish), 3101 nucleotides. RefSeq names its product protein-L-isoaspartate O-methyltransferase domain-containing protein 1. Gene Ontology annotation, cellular component: cytoplasm. NCBI's taxonomy places the organism in Eukaryota, Metazoa, Arthropoda, Malacostraca, Decapoda, Cambaridae. The record is from RefSeq and is a predicted model, not a curated record. Gene Ontology annotation, molecular function: protein-L-isoaspartate (D-aspartate) O-methyltransferase activity. Gene Ontology annotation, biological process: protein modification process.